AUGAUGUCGGGAUGGAGGAGAUUAAGAGACAUAGCAUUGAAGGGAUCGAGGAGAGGUAACCAGCACCAGUUGCAAUUGCAGAAGCGGGAUUUCGUGAAUUGCCUUCACGUGGGCUCUUUUGUGAAACGGAGGGAGUCUUUGAUUGGAGUGCAGGAGAGGUACAAGUGGAACCGCGGAAGCGCUGGCGAUGAGUAUCAAACUCGGAAACUUAAGGCUGAGGCCAAUUGCCCGCGUUGCUCCAAGCAAAUGGAUCUACUCUUUACAAUCCGCCCCCAUAACCUAAUUCCACCCUCUUCCAAUCCCAGUUCCCCCUUCGAUUAUAUCGAUGCAACUUCUAUUAUUACCACUAAUAAUAGUGAUAAUUCUACCGCUGCACACACUAAUGAUAACAGUAAUAAUAGUAACUCAAAAGAUGGAGGUGGAGGUGGAGUUAAUGCUUUCCAGGCGUUGAAUCUGUGCCCCAAUUGUAAGAUGGCUUAUUACGUUAGGCCAUACAAGAUGUCGCCUCUUCAGGGAAGUUUCAUUGAGAUUGGGACUGUCAAAAGCAAGAAUUCAAAUUCGGAAAAGAAAUUGGCGGAAGCUGAAGAUUAUGGGAAGAGGAUUCGAGCUUCGUUUUGGGAGACCUUGAAGUCAUAUGGCAGUGAACCACCAGAGAACUGGCCGCCUCCUCCACCUCCAUCUGGAAAUGGGCUUUCAGUGCAUACACCACCUGGACCUCCUUUUGCUCCUGGCGUCAAUCUUAUUCGGGCAUCAGGUAAUGGGGGCAAUGGUGGCAGUGGAAAUGACAGUCGCAAUGGUGGUGGUAAUAAUGGAGAGAAAAGCAGCUGGGGUGGGUCUAAUCUGGGUAAAAAUUUACCCACGCCAAAGGAGAUUUGCAAGGGACUUGACAAGUUUGUCAUUGGCCAGGAACGAGCUAAAAAGGUGCUUUCAGUGGCUGUUUAUAACCACUACAAAAGAAUAUAUAAUGUGUCCUUACAGAAAGGGUCGAAAGCUGAUUCAGUUAGAGUAGAUGAUGAUGACAAUGUAGAAUUGGAAAAGAGCAAUGUGCUUUUGAUCGGCCCUACUGGCUCAGGUAAAACACUGCUCGCAAAAACCCUUGCUCGUUUUGUGAAUGUGCCUUUUGUGAUUGCAGAUGCAACAACUUUGACACAGGCUGGUUACGUUGGUGAAGAUGUUGAAUCAAUAUUGUACAAAUUGCUCGCGGCUGCUGAGUUUAAUGUACAAGCUGCACAACAAGGGAUGGUUUACAUUGAUGAAGUUGAUAAGAUAAUUAAGAAGGCUGAGAGCUUAAACAUCAGCAGAGAUGUUUCUGGUGAAGGCGUUCAGCAGGCACUACUGAAAAUGCUCGAAGGGACUAUAGUAAAUGUUCCAGAAAAGGGGGCAAGAAAGCAUCCUCGGGGUGAUAAUAUUCAGAUGGAUACAAAAGACAUCCUUUUCAUUUGUGGAGGAGCAUUUAAUGAUUUGGAGAAAACCAUUUCUGAAAGACGGCAGGAUUCAUCAAUUGGGUUUGGAGCUCCUGUUCGUGCUAACAUGAGAGCAGGUGGAGUGAUUGAUGCUGCUGUAACAGCAUCCUUGCUGGACUCUGUCGAAAGUAGUGAUCUUAUUGCAUACGGCCUUAUACCAGAAUUUAUUGGGCGCUUCCCUAUUUUGGUUAGUUUGUCGGCUCUAACAGAGGACCAACUUGUUCAGGUCCUCACUGAACCAAAAAAUGCUUUAGGUAAGCAGUACAAAAAAUUAUUUAGCAUGAACAAGGUGAAGCUACAUUUCUCAGAGAAAGCGUCAAGACUUAUUGCAAAGAAAGCAAUGGCAAAAAAUACUGGUGCAAGAGGGUUAAGAGCAAUACUGGAGAGCCUUUUAACUGAUUCUAUGUAUGAGAUUCCAGACGUGAAGACAGGAAAAGAUAAAAUAGAUGCUGUGGUUGUUGAUGAAGAAUCAAUAGGCACGAAAGAUGCCCCUGGAUGUGGGGGGAAAAUACUUCGUGGAGAUGGUUCUUUGGAGCAUUACCUUGCGAAAACUAAAUUGAAAGUUCAAGAGGAGGGUGUUGGAAGAGCUGAAGCAGAGUUUCAGGAAAGUGAAUCAGAAGUCUCAUCGAGAGCCAUGAGCAUGUAA
Molecule: messenger RNA, 2109 nt
Organism: Fraxinus pennsylvanica
Lineage: Eukaryota; Viridiplantae; Streptophyta; Magnoliopsida; Lamiales; Oleaceae
Source: the annotation of a GenBank genome assembly